AUGUCCAAAGAUGGAUAUCUCCGCGAAAUUAUGAAUCGAUAUGAAUCGGAGGAGGACGAGUUUAUGCGCGAGCUCGAGCAAAUGUCGCAUUCGAUCCGAGAGGACGAGGCAUCUAUUUUAUCAAAAAGAAAGCGAAACUCGGUGCUCUGCGAACGAGACGACAGCGAAAGUGAUGUGCCCCAGGAUCCGCAGCCGAUAUUGAGUGUACUUUGUAGUCUCGUGGACGAGAUUGGGACGCUUCGGAAGGAGAAUCGAAGGUUGAAGACGCGACUGGCAUUGCCACCACCCAGAAUGAACGUCAUGCAACGGAUGUCAACCCUACUCGACUCCCGUGGUAUCUCCAUCCCGAAACUUCGUAGACAACCGGAAGUCCGUAUAGGGGCCCGCGAACGGUUGAGCACCCCGCCGAAAAAGGACCCGCUGACGGCUUCUUCAAUCUCAACCGACUUCUCCGCAUCAAGCCGAGACCCAUCGGAGGCGAUGACUUCAUCCCGUUCGUCCUUCUUCGAAUUCAUCGGGCUGAAGAAGCGCAAGGAGGUCAUCAGCUCCGUGAGUGAUCUGCUCCACCCGCCCCGCGUCGUGACGAGGCGCAAGCGGAAGGACAGCCGGGACGCUGAUGAAAUCGCGAGGGAGGAAAGGCAACGUCGCCUAAAGAAUCGUCAAUCCGCCCGUUUCGCCGCCGAGGAGAGCGAGGAGGACACCAAUUCAAUGGCCAACAAGCGAAAGUCGACGUCCUAUUUGACGACCGGCUACGAUAAGGAUCGAUUCGAGAAUGAAAACGUGCUCCGCGUGGACAGGGAAACGCGGCUGCGUCACGAGCGAGAUUCUCUAUCAGCCGAGAUCGCCGAGCUCAAGACGCGCAACGAGCGACUCGUCGAGCAGCUGCGCGAAAAGUCCGGGCUUUUCAGCCGACAGCAGGACCGGCUGGCGGAAAGUGAGCAAGAGUGCGACGUUCUGCGCCGGAAGUGCCACUUCAACGAGAGCCUAGAUCGGCUGAGUCUACGCGAGCGCUUCACCCACUCGCAAAUGGGUCUUUUUGGGAAGGUGGAAGAUCGACUGCGCGAAUUCGAGUCGAACCUGCAACAGAGCCGAGCCGAGAUCGCCUCCCAGGACCAAAUGGCAAAAAGAGCCGUCGUCUCCGACCAGGCCGCAUAUCGCUCGAUGGUUGAGCAGGUCGAGCGCGUACAGCGCGAAAAUCUGCGUCUCACUCAGAAAUGUCUGAAAGAUGCCCAUAUCGAAGACGGGGCCCUGGCCAGAAAGUUGUCGCUCCUCCCCUCCUACGAUGCGCUGUACGCCUUUUCAAUGGGCAUGGUCAAAAAGCUCGGCGAGCUCCGAUCGGCGCUGCACGACAAGUCGGGCGAGUUGAGCCGCGCCGAGCUCGAUCUGAUCGCCGCUCAGAGCUCGUUGCUGAUCACCCACACACAGCUUCAUCUAUGUGGACGCACGAUACGGAGGGCGGCCAGCUUCCACGGGGACGAUUUGGUCGAACGGAAUGCAAAACGUGAGCUGCACUUCUUGCUCCCCUUCAAACUCCAGGGGUCGCGCCUCGAGAAUUUGCGACGCCAGAACCGCAAGCAGGCCCAAUCCGCGCCCACCUUCGAGAGCGAGCGAGCGCUGGAGCACGAGUUCUUGAAUCUGUUUGGAUACGCGCAAAGCUUGGCCCACAUUGCCGACCGCCCCGAUCCGAGCCCGAAAUCGAGGGACCAUGGGACAGCUGUGGUCACUCGCCAUGAUACAGCUUGUCGAGAGCAUCCGCAGCCCCCAUGCCUCCGCCAACGCCAACGAGCCCACGAACGCUUGUCGCAACGUGAGCGCGAGGGUCAGCGGCGCCCGAUCAGCCUCGUCGAGUUGGAGGAGCGCAGGCAGCGCAUUGUUGAUGAACAACGGAGAAGCAUCCUCGUCAAGGCGCCCGAGAAAAGGCAAGAAGCUGUGCUCUCGCUACAAGAUGUAUCUUCACCUCCAAGAAGUCCUCUAGCCACUCCGCUGUCCAUUCGAAGACGUACACUAGUCAAUAGUGGAAGACCACCAGACUCCCCAAUAAUUGGCGAGCGGAAGGAGCGCCGGCUGGAGAAGCAGCGAUCAAUUGAUGUAGAAGUGCUCAGACGAAGCGAACUUCGACAGCAAUCGACGGAAAAGCCGCCGGACCCGCGACCGAUCAAUGAGCGAAAGCCAGAGCGCAAAAUCGAGCGCGUUCCAAGCGAUCGCGCGCCGAACCCCACCCAGAAUAAGGACGAUUUGAAGGACGAUGCCCUUGUCGCCUAUCGGCCAUCUUCACGACUCCAGCGCAGCGCUCCGGUCAGCCGCAUCCGCCCUCCGCACGCCACGUUCAGACCGAAAGCCCCCGAUUCGGCGUUCCACGCCACCGGAAUGCCGACGCCUAGACCAAAAGCCAGAACGUUGGAAUAUCCGAGCGCCCUCCGCCAUCCAUCGCCACCGUGUGCCCCAGUAAUUCCGGCGCACCUUAGCGGCUCCUUAUCGCCCACCCAGAGCGCCUCUCGGUUGCCGAAACCCGAAAAGCGGAGCUGGAUCGAGCGCCUGAAGCAGAUGAAGAAA
Messenger RNA from Mesorhabditis spiculigera, 2553 nucleotides. Lineage: Eukaryota; Metazoa; Nematoda; Chromadorea; Rhabditida; Rhabditidae. The record is from the annotation of a GenBank genome assembly.